CCUCCUCUCAAUUCCAGCAAACCAACUCCAAUUAAUAACCCAGAGACCUCAAAAUGUCUAUGUCUCACAUAUUUCGACCAGCACUGCGCUCCCCGCGCAUCUACACCAAACGCACACCCACCUACACAUUAUCAUCAUCAGCAGCAUCAUCAUGUCCAUCACGCCGCACCUACGCCAGCCAAACGCCCGGCAAUCCAGUCAUGGAAAUCUUCAAUCGAAAAACCAAGCACAUGCAGAAGGACCGCGCAGCCCGCAAUGUCGAGGAGAGCCGCAAGACCGACUACAUCAAGGACGAAGUAGCCAUGCGGCUAUGUGAACGGUUGCUGGACAUCAAACGCACCUUCCCCCAAGUCCUCGACCUCGGCGCCAACAGCUGCAACAUUGCCCGCGCUCUCACUAUGCCCGAUCCAGACCCCGACGCUCCCAACGGCAGCUCCCCACCCCUCAGUACACGCAUCGGGCAAUUAACCUGCAUCGACACCUCCGAGGCCCUUCUUUACCGCGACGCAGACGAGCCCUUCAACGACCAGAUCUCUCUCAAGCGGCAAAUCGUGCCUGAUCUCGAAUCCCUCCCCUUCCCGGAGAACUCCUUUGACGCGGUGCUCUCCUCGCUCUCGAUUCACUGGAUCAAUGAUUUGCCCUCGCUGCUGGCGCAGGUCAACUCUAUCCUCAAGCCGGACUGUCCGUUCAUUGCGGCGAUGUUCGGCGGGGAUACGUUGUUCGAGCUACGGACGUCGUUGCAGUUAGCGGAUUUAGAGCGGCGCGGAGGUGUCAGUCCGCAUGUGUCGCCGUUGGCGGAUGUGAGGGAUGUUGGGGGAUUGUUGAAUAAGGCGGGCUUUAAGAUGUUGACGGUGGAUGUGGAGGAUAUUGUGGUGGAGUAUCCGGAUACGUUUGCGUUGAUGGGUGAUUUGCAGGCGAUGGGGGAGAAUAAUGCCAUCUUGCAUCGGGAGUUGGGGCCCAUGUCGAGGGAUGUGCUGUUGGCGAAUGAGGCGAUUUAUCGUGAGUUGCAUAAAGAGGAGGGGUCUAGAGGAGUGCCAGCGACGUUUCGGUUGAUUUAUAUGAUUGGAUGGAAGGAGGGUGAGGGUCAGGCGAAGCCGUUGGAGAGAGGGAGUGGACAGUUGAAUCUGAAGGAUUUGUUGGGUGGUGGUUCCAUUGGUAAUUGA
Aspergillus costaricaensis CBS 115574 is the source of this 1163-nucleotide messenger RNA. RefSeq lists its product as uncharacterized. Gene Ontology annotation, cellular component: mitochondrion. Gene Ontology annotation, molecular function: S-adenosylmethionine-dependent methyltransferase activity. Gene Ontology annotation, biological process: mitochondrial respiratory chain complex I assembly. NCBI's taxonomy places the organism in Eukaryota, Fungi, Ascomycota, Eurotiomycetes, Eurotiales, Aspergillaceae. The record is from RefSeq and is a predicted model, not a curated record. The transcript is spliced from 2 exons. The coding region runs from base 54 to 1163 and encodes 369 amino acids.